Messenger RNA from Marmota monax (woodchuck), 10314 nucleotides. It is a transcript of the gene Ptar1, whose product is annotated as protein prenyltransferase alpha subunit repeat containing 1. The transcript is spliced from 7 exons. Gene Ontology annotation, cellular component: cytoplasm. Gene Ontology annotation, molecular function: protein prenyltransferase activity. The record is from RefSeq and is a predicted model, not a curated record. Gene Ontology annotation, biological process: protein prenylation. Lineage: Eukaryota; Metazoa; Chordata; Mammalia; Rodentia; Sciuridae. The coding region runs from base 71 to 1360 and encodes 429 amino acids.
CCCCGCGGAACUCCCGCCGGCGGCUCUGCUUUCCCGGAGGCGCGCUCGAACUGCCGCGGCCGCCGCCAACAUGGCCGAGACAAACGAGGAGGUGGCGGUGCUGGUGCAGCGAGUGGUGAAGGACAUCACCAACGCCUUUAGGAGGAACCCGCACAUAGAUGAAAUUGGCCUGAUCCCAUGCCCUGAAGCAAGGUAUAACCGAAGUCCCAUAGUCCUGGUUGAAAACAAACUUGGUGUGGAGAGCUGGUGUGUCAAGUUCCUUUUACCCUACGUCCACAAUAAGCUCCUUUUGUACAGAACGAGAAAGCAAUGGCUGAACAAAGAUGAAUUGAUAGAUGUCACGUGUACCCUGCUGCUUUUAAACCCAGACUUUACCACAGCAUGGAAUGUAAGGAAAGAGCUGAUCCUCUCUGGCACUUUAAAUCCAAUUAAGGACUUACAUCUAGGCAAACUGGCCUUAACUAAGUUUCCAAAGAGUCCAGAAACAUGGAUUCACAGGCGAUGGGUGCUACAACAGCUAAUUCAGGAAACUUCCUUGCCUUCCUUUGUGACCAAAGGAAAUUUGGAAACAAUCCCUUCAGAGAGGACACAGCGACUAAUACAAGAAGAGAUGGAAGUCUGUGGUGAAGCAGCAGGGAGAUAUCCAAGCAAUUAUAAUGCCUGGUCUCAUCGCAUCUGGGUGUUACAACACUUGGCCAAGCUAGAUGUCAAGAUUCUUCUUGAUGAACUAUCUUCUACUAAACAUUGGGCAUCCAUGCAUGUUUCAGACCACAGUGGAUUUCACUACCGCCAGUUUUUGUUAAAAUCUUUGAUGAGUCAAACUGUGACAGACAGUUCUGUAUUGGAGAAAAACACUUUGAGAAAUGAACCAGCCCUAGUUCUUCCAAAAGAUGAAGAAGCAGCUGCUUCAACAGAGGAACCAAGGAUAAAUCUUCCUCAUCUCCUAGAAGAAGAAGUGGAAUUCAGCACAGAUCUUAUUGAUUCCUACCCAGGACAUGAAACCCUUUGGUGUCAUAGGCGGCAUGUUUUCUACCUUCAACAUCACUUAAAUGGUAAGUUUCCUCACAGCAUGACCCAGCUGCCACCUGCAGACAGUCCUGGAGAGACUUUGAGUGAUUUGCACCUCAUCCCAGCAGAUCCUCGGCUGUCUCAGGCAAUGGAAGUAGAUGGAUUGAAUGACUCAAGCAAGCAAGGCUACUCCCAAGAAACCAAACGCCUGAAGCGGACCCCAGCUCCAGAUUCUUUGGGCCUAGAAAUGGAGCACAGGUUCAUUGAUCAAGUAUUGUCCACUUGCCGGAACAUAGAGCAAGCCAGGUAUGCCAAAGCAUACAGGAAAUGGCUGGUCACUCUGAGUCAAUGAAAGUGGAUUAAUCCUGUAAGGUUCCCCUUUUAGUGCAAUAUUGCUUUCCUUUCUUAUUGACAUAGUUGCAUGAACUGUUUGCUAUUAUUGGCUAAUGUGUUCCUCAUCUUUAGGUUAAAAGUCCAUAGGAAACCUUACAUUUUAUUUAUUUUAUUAAGAAUUGGCAUUCCUUUGGGGAUACAGUAAUUGUGUAGCUCCUUACUAAAAAAUGAGUCUUAAAUUUUUUCUUUUUAACUCCUCAUCCUUUAUAUUUCUAUACAUGGGGUUUUCACUCAGUUCUUAUAAUUGGGUCACAUAUACAUCCACCCACCUCAUUUUGAUUGCUAUAUAGGCAAAUUUUUUAAAUCAAAAUUUUUUGUUGUAGUUCAGCUUAGAAACAUUAAUACAGAUGCAGAAGAACUUAAUUUAUUUUCAGAAUCAAAUGGCUAGAUGUUUGGAUAUGUGAAAAUAUAAAUCAGUUCUUUUUCUAGCAUGUUCUACUCAAAAGUAUAGACUAAAUGUAACCAAAGUCAGAAGUAUUGAAAUUUAUAUUAAAAAAAUGCUUCCAAUGUAAUCCAUUUUUAAAUGAUUAUUUAAAAACAGAAUCUAAUUUAAGAGUUUAUGUAAGUGUAGUACUGGAAAAUUAUUUUUAUUACUAGCUUUGAUAGGUUGUUUUUUACCUCAUAUUUGGUAUAUGCCAAAACAGUCAUAUCAGCCCUGAUAAAAUAAAUUUUUUAAAAACCCAGAAUGCCAUUUUUAGUUAUUACUACUUUUUCUUUUCCAAAAUCAUUCAUGAAAAAUGGGAGAAAUAUACAUACAAAUGUAUUCAUAGAAACUCCUUUUUAAAAAAUUAAGUUAUUGAGAUUAUACUGGAUAAACUACAAAAUUUUGUGGACUAUGAAAAGUUUACUGGCAAAAGCCAGGAGGAAAGAAUAGUUCAGGAGAUUAAUUCUUCAGUUUUUAUUUAAAAACAAAACAGAACACUUUGAUACAGGAUUUUAUCAGGGAUGAGGUACCAAAGUAUCUACAUUAAUGCUGUAUCUUAAUUUUCACUAACAAGGGCUGAGUUUUUCAGGUUGAUGAAGUGGGACUAGGGAAAGAGUCAGCUAAUGUCUACUUUCUUAUUAUAUUUUCUCCUUUGUAAAUGGUAUGUAUUUCUUUUUUCUGUAUACUGUUUUCUUUAUUUCACCACUCCAUUCCAUAUUUUUUUUUGUCAUUUUGACUUGUGUAUAAUUUUCCUCAAAUUUCAGGAAUGCCUACUGAAGAUUUUAUGUUCUCUAUUUCUGUGAAUUUCAUUCCCAUCUAAAUACACACACACACACACACACGAAAUAUGAAUAGAAACUGCCCCUCUAAAAGUUUCUCAAAUGAUGAAGCUGUUUCUUGUCCUACGUGUAUACAAAUGUGAGUAAUAGUUAUAGAAAUAAGUAUGACCACCAUGCUUUGCCUCUUCUCCUUUUUACUUGCUUAGUAAUCUGUAAGGUGGGGAGAAAGAUGUAGGGAAAGGCAAACCUCUCCUGUCUCAAUCUUGUGAAUAGCCAGGACUUGAGGUAGAAGUACUAUUUUAAGGGAAAUGGAAUAGGUCCUUUAUUUGGGCAUCAUGGUUUUGUUGAGCGGUGAACUGUCAAAUUGAAUGAUAUACUUGUAAGAACACCAGGAAAAUUAUCUAGCCUGGCCCCAGUAGACAGAUGUUGCUCUUAUCUCUUGGGGCAAAAAUUACCAUUUUUUAUACUUUAUAUAAUUUUUAGGAGAGAAAAUAAUUGCCAUAAUGAACUUAAUCCCAUGGCCCUUUGUGUACAGAGCUUAUUUUGAAUCAGAUACCUCAAGGUCUAUGUAGAUUUCAAUGGAUAAAACUCAUUAGAUUUAUGAUUUUCAACUCUUGUAGGGGUUGAGUAGAAACUACACAGAGAUGACAUGGGAGGUUCAGCACAUUCCAGUAAUACAUGUUGCCAAAUUCUGGACUACUCAGUAUCACUGUUAUCUCAAGCAUAAUUUUUAGUAUCCUAAGUAAUAGGGCUUCUUUGAUGUGAGUGCAACUACUUUGAUGUGAAUACACAUCAGGACAUGAGUAUAGAUAAUAUCCUGAGAACAUUAGUUAAACUUACCUUACACUCAGUAUCUUGGUCAUCUUUGUUGUUAACUGCUCAAACCCACCACUUUCUGAAGCCAUGUAGUGUUUUAAUAUACCUUGGUCUUCUUUUCUUAAUAAAGUUUUAAAUAGAGAAUGAGAAUACAAACAUCCAAAGGAUACUGUCAGUAUGUGACUUUUGUAUGCUACUUUAUUUUAAAUUUGCAUUUUUCAAGUGUUCAUUCACAGGAAAACUUAGAAUUGCCCUAUAUGAUUAUUUUUGUUGUGCCGCCCCCCCCCCCCCCCCCCCCCCCCGCCUAAGUGCUUGACAUUUAAACUGACUAGCAUAAUAUGUCUUUGCCUAAAUGAGCUCAUGCAGUAGAAAAAGUAUGUCUGUUUUCAGGGGCUUGUUAGCCUUAUUUUUCUUCAAAUAUGUCAUUGUUUAAAAGGGGAAGAUAGUUUAGAUUUGACGUGUUUCAUCACAUUUUCACUGAAAGAGUAAUAGUUCAUCAUCCUGUGGGUCAAGAAUACUACUGACAAGCAAAAGGCAGUAGGUAACUAACACCUUCAUAACACUCUUCACCCUGCCUUUUUAAUGUAGACUUAUUUCAGUAAUAUAGUAUUUCCAGACUCUACUGUGUGUGCCUUGCUCAUUGUGAGGGCUCACUGACUACUUAUUAAAUGAAUGAUUGAUUAACUGAAGAAGGAAAAAGAUUGGUCAUGAGUGAUGGAUAGAGUGAUGAUUGAGAAAUUAAUUGUUUGUGAAUAAUACUUAGGGAGAGCUGUUGCAUAUAGAAAAAGUUAAUUUAAAUUUAUUUUUUUCAUUACUUUGUUUAAACUCAUUAAAUUCAAGCCAAGAAAUGCAGCUCUAGAAUUAUCAGUGAGCUAUACCUUAAUCUACAUUAAACAUUUAUAGAAACCCACUUGCAUUAAGGAUACUACUUUCUGUUUACUUAUUUAAGGACACAUACACAAAGCUUGAACCAUUUGAGAACAGCUGAAGAAAUUCUUUGAUUUCAAUGACUUGUUUAUUGUAUCUUCAUGAAUAGUUGUUUUAUGCUUCUCCUUUUUUCCCCAUUAAUUUGAACUGUGAAUCUUUUAGUUAUUUCCUAAAUCUGUAUAGUUGUUAAGCUUAAGGAUCUGAUAAAUAUUAAUAUCUACUAUUAUUUCUUUAGAAACUCCAGGCCCAGACUUUCAGUCACACUUCUUAAUUCUUCUAGUACAGUUCUAAUUUAAAUUGAGAGCUUCAUUAAUUUCUUUCUUUUUUUUUUUUUUAAGCAGUGCUAGGCUAGGGAUCAUACUCCACUUUAUUAAUAAUUAGUAGAAUUAAACGUAUACAGGUUGUCACUAAAGAACACUUAGAUAUUCAAAUAAGGAGGUUGGUGACAUGUGGAAACAAAAGUUUUUGGAUUUUUAUGCAGCAGUCUAUAAGAAAGCAUAUAUAUUUUUGUGGUUUUGAUAUGUUCAGUUCAUACCAGUUUGUACUUGGUGAAUGAGUGAGUAUAUGUGUAAAAAGAACUUGUAAUAUUGCUGCAAACAUAAUUAUAAUUUUCUCUCAUAUAGCAUCACAUGGUCUAUGACAUGGCUAAAUGCAAUUUAGGAGUAGAACCACCACUUGCUAUACAACAAUCUCUACCUUAGCACCCCUGAAUUAUAGAAGAUGCUGAAGAUCUAGUUGCAAAAGAAAGUAGCACAUGAUUGGGGGGGGGGGGUGGCAGUGUAAAAAGCUGUUUUAAGUUUACUGUUAUUUUUUUACUAGAAAAUUAUAUAUUAAAAGUAAGAUAUUUAAAGUAUGCUAAAAUUUUUGAACAACAUUAUAACAACUUAAUCUUUUGUCUUUUGAAUGAAUUCCUCAAACAGACCUGCAAACUCUAGCAUUCUAUGUGCUGCUGCCUCCCUAUGCUCUAUAAUGAUCUCCUAUUUAUUUGAGAUCUGUGUUGAGGCACUGGAAAGUUUAGGCAAAUUCAGUAUCAUAAAGGCAGAGAGCAAGAAAAAUCAACCCUAAGAAUUCUACUUUCUGUCACACAGUGUCUUUUUAAAAACAACUGUACAUACUGUGUUAAUUUGAGUGCCUUUCUUACUUGGGGUUGGAGCAGGAUCAUGUUACUUUAAACUCUAAUAUUUAGAUAGAAAACAAGAACAUAAAACAGCUGAAUAUGACUCAUGAUUUUAUUUAUUCCCUUUGUUAGACCUGGUCCUAUCUUAUCCUUUGAUGAGAUACUGAUACAAGAAAGUAGAGUCCUUUAUUUCUAUUUCAUUAGUUCUCUUUUUUCCCCCCAAAUCCGUAUUCAAUUUUUUUUUUUUUUUUCAUUUUGUGGUGUUGGGGAUUGAACCCAGGGCCUUGUGCAUGCAAGGCAAGCACUGUACCAACUGAGCUAUGUCCUCAGCCCUCAUUAGUUCUCAUUUUUAAGCACCCUAUAAAGAAUUAGUUCUUUCUGCAAAGCAACUAACAUUUUGGGGAUUACAUGCAUUGCAUUCAGAGGUUUAUGUGUGCACAAUUUGAGACAGCCUGAAAUCUGUGCAGACUGAGUCCAAAGGGAAGCUGGAACCCCUCCCUAAAAUAAAUGCCAGAUGAUUGUCCUAAAUGAAUCCUCUGCCUUACUCUAAGGACCUUCUUUCCCAUCCACGUUCAGGCCUAAUGUAGGAUAGUUGAAGGGGAAAAGUAGGAUUUUUUUUUGUCACAUAUAAGAAGAAAGGAAGUAAAUUCUAAGAUGAAAUUUAAAAUGUGUCAUUUAUAUAUUUGUUUUGGGGAGUAGGAAUUUCACAUUUCAUGAUAGCAAAUAAUUCCUCAUAAUUUCAGAAAAAUAUAUAAUUAAGCUUUCAAAGUGCUUUAUAGAGAAUUUUUCAAUAAUAUAUUCUAUAGGCAGCAGUAUGCUAUGUUCAGAGUAGAGUCAGAAAACCAGUGUAUCCAUUGUGGAUCUGGGAUCAGAAGGAAAUCUCAGGCUCCCAACUUAAGACUUCUCUACUCUUACCAGGCCAUGUUAACACUGUAAAACCAAACUCUCUGCUGAAAAAAACAAAACAAAAAACCCACCAAACCAGCUUAGUCUGCUGGUAAAACAUGCUUCCAAGAAUAUUAGCUAUAUGUAGUUUGGACUUUCUGGAUAAUAAUAUCCAUAAAGCUAACUCUGAUUUUUCUUAUAUUAGUCUAUUGUUGAUCCUCAGGGCAUAGAAGAUUUAGUUCAAUUUAGGAUAUACUUUUUUUAUUCAGUGGCAAAUAAAAAAGGAUAAAUAUAUUACUAGCUCUUAAAGGUUUAGUAUAUAUAGUAUUUUUUAUAAAUCACUACCAAUGCAAUAGCUAGUAGAUGCUCUGUGACUGCCUCAAUUCAUCUCUCUGCUUUAGUUCCUGUGGCUGUGUUAUGAACAUUUUUUAAUAUAUGUCUUCUGUAGAAAUGAUUUCUGAAUUAUAUUUUCAUGUUUGAGGAGGUGGGGGAGACUAUUUUGCAUUAACUGACAUCAUUCUCAAUUUUUAGAAAUUCUGUUGAGGAAAAUGAUUACUGUUGGCUUUCAAAACCAUGACUACUUUGCUCUCUAAGACAUCUGUUUCCUUGAGAAUGUUUUAUGUGCAGAACCUAUGCAUGUUCAAUACAUUGCAUAAUACCUAAAAUGUUAUGGGAAUUCAAUAAGGGAAUUCAAUAACUGGUAAAGGCUCGAGCGGUAAAACUAGCUCAUAGCAGUCUUAUUGUCCACAUUGUUAGCUUUUGGUAAAAUACACCAGUUUGCGUGAAUACAUAAUCAUAUUCAAAUAUAUAAGAUAAAUAUAACAGUUGUACACCAUUGCAAGUGAGGUUUAGAUACUUUUGAGAUUAUCUAUGUGUGUAUACAGAUGUACAUGUAUAUGAAGGAUUUGUAGCUUGAAUUUAUAUGGUGGCUUUUACAAAGAAUUUUAUCCAAAGAAUUGUUAUUUUUGUAUUUGCUUAAAUGCUACUAUUUCAGGCACUUUUUAAAAUUAGACCAACUCCCUCCAGCAAAGCUGGAAAUCUAACAAAACAAGUGCCCAUUUGCCCUAAUUAACCAGAUAUUUGUUUGGGUAAACUGUUUAUGUUAAGUCUUUGAUGCUCUACAAAUUAAGACAUUCUGUUUUUUCCUCUCAUACUUUUAGGGAAAUCGGCCUUAAUUUCAUAUCUGGUAAUCAGUUUCCUCAAAGUACUAUGCAGCACACAGUAGAUUAUUUAUUUAUCUUUAUAAGGUGGUAAUGCAUUGAGACUUUUCAUUCUGUUUUGGGUCAUAGGGAUGUACCAUUUUAUGUAACUAAAUAUUGCCUCAAGCAGCAUUCUACCAGAAAUGUUCAUAUGUUGUCCUCCCUCAUCAAAUGUCAUGCUUUUGAAGGAGGUAUUUUAUACUAUUAGUUAAAGAAUGGGCCUAGACUGAGUGCAAUCGAAGUAAGUGCUCAAUAAACACCUAGUUGAUUAUUAGUCUGUCAUACUAACAAUGAGCUUUCAGCAAGGAAACCAGCGUUAUCUUUUCAUUGAGAAGUAUAUAUUUAAAAUAAUAUAUGUGUGAAACUGAAAAAUUGUAUCAUUUCACAUUAAUUAUUAAGCUUAUUUAGGCUAGAGUUAGUGAUUUGUAAUAAAUAUUGUUUAUAUAGAACAUGGUCUGAAGACAGGAGAUGUAAAAAGAUUAGAUAAUAUCUGAGGCACAUUAAUUGAUUAAAAAAAUAGGUAGCUGGACUCUAAGGAGAACUACUGUAGUCUUCUGUAAUCAUUUUAUAUAUUGGUAUAUAUAGUACUAUCUGGAUUAGUUUUAUUUCUCCUUAAAUUUUAGUUUCAUUCCAAUAUCUUAAAAGUGGUAAUGGUAAAAUAGAAAUUUAUGCUAAAUAACUCCUACUUAAACAUCUUUGACAUGAGGAGGAAAUUUUUAUGAAUAAUAUAGUAGUUUCACUAUGUUUAUUGUGGCUUUCAGAGCAUUUUUGUCAGAGUUCACCUGAUGUAAAAAAACAUUAAAAUUUUUGAAACAAACAUUCCUACCUGAACUAUGAGGAAACAAAUGUAUAGUACAAGAGUAGUUAGGCAUUGAUGUUUGGUGAGAUUCUUAAUGCAUGACUAUGAUGCUGGCUUCUGACUGAAGUGACCGUGUCAGUAUUAUAUUUUGGGUUUUCUUGUUCUAGGAGAAAAAUGGAAUGUAUACUAGAUUAACUUAAUGUCUUUAAGUUGGAAAAAAUAUGAGGUAUUAUAAGUAUGCCAAAUAUUUAUACACUCUACUACAAUAGGAGAGGAAGGAAAAAAAAUUUAAAAGUAGUAAUUUUUUUUAAUAGCUUCUAAUUUUUUUUUUAACCCAAGUUCCUUAUACACUAGUCACUUGCCUGGUUUAACACUGAGGGACUGUAAUUUAAGGGAAAGAUCUUAGAUACUAUAUUCUGCUAUUAGAAUACAUCGUGCAUGUUAAUAUCACAGUGCUUGUAGAUUUCCCAAAAAGAAUAUUUCCAUAAAUUGACGUCAAUAUUGUUUUUUUCUUGUAAUUUAUGUUCACAUGGACAAGUUACAUAUAUGCUCUGUGGUACAGAGUCAGAUCCUGGGCAUUAAAGAUUAGUUUGGCUAACUUUACUGAAGAUACUAAUUGUCUUCACUGAUUGCACUGCUGUGUUUCUUAAUCCAUUUUCCCCCAUAGAGCAGUCUAUAUUGAAGUUUCUUUUGUUCCUACCAUAUACUAAUUGACUUUUGUUUAAGGCUUAAAUAUUUUGUGAAUUCUUUUUACACUUAAAAUGUAUACCUUACAGAGGGAUAAGGAUGAGAUUUGCAGUAAGGUAUGUGCAGAGUGUGCUUUCACUGUUUUGGGAAUUAGUACCACAGAGUACUUAAGGCUAGUAUAAUGAUCAUAGAUUAUAUAUACUUGAACUCUUCAAUAGAAAUAUAAUAUGUGGGCUGGGGUUGUGGCUCAGCAGUAAAGCGCUCACCUACCACGUGCUAGGUGCUGCGUUGAUCCUCAGCACCACAUAAAAAUAAAUGAAUAAAAUAAAGGUAUUGUGUCCAACUAUAACUAAAAAAAUAAAUAUAGACUUUUUUUAAAAAAGGAAAGAGAUAUGAGCCACAAAGUAAUUUUUAAUUUCCUUGUAGUCAGUUGAAAGAGGUGAAAUAAACUUUAAUAAUAUAUUUUAUUUAACCCAGCUAUUAAAAAAAUUACCAUUUCAACAUAUAAUCACUGUAAAAAUUAUUAAUGAAAUAUCUUACCUUUUUUUUUUCUAUACUAAGUCUUCAAAUCUCAGUGUGUAAUUUACAGUCACUACAUCUCAGUUCUGACUAACCAUGUUUCAAGUUCUCAAGUCAUGUGUGGCUAAAGGGUAUUUUAUUGGACAAUUCAUAUGUACAUGGUACAAAGUGUGACUAUUUUAAAUUCAGAGAUGAUGAGGCAGACAUAAAAUUAUGGUACUUCAAAAUAAUUUAGAAAAAUGUCUACUAGAAUUGUCCACUUGUUUUCCUUCAUCUUCAUUUAAAAUUUGCUCUCAAAAUAUGAUCAGUCGAUUCCAAUUUGCCAGGUGUUAUUUAAGGAGAAAGAAAUUCUAUGCCAUGUAAGAUGCAAUGAUGUACUGAUUAUAACAACACAUUUUUCAGUUGUAGUCACUAAAUUCUGUCUUGUUUCUUCAAAAUAAUACCUUAAAUUGCAUGUUAAUUGUGUAUUUGCACCUAUUUUGGUUUUGUAUUAUUCUUAAUGUAUAAUGAUGUAUAUUAACAAACAGCCCUAGGAUUCUUUCUAUGCAGUGGUCUUCCAGUAUCUCACUGGUACACUUAUUUAUGAUAAAUGGCAGAGAAGUAGAAUGAGCCAUUCUUUUUUCCAUUAGAUUUAUUUAUAACAUGUGACCAUGUACCAAGCAGCUACAAAUUAUUGUAUUUCUGUAGAAUAUGGAAAAUAGUGUUUGUCUUAUCUUUGCUAAAUAUCUGCAAUUUCUAAGUAAAUUUUUCAUCUCCUAAAA